Messenger RNA from Staurois parvus, 924 nucleotides. The record is from the annotation of a GenBank genome assembly. NCBI's taxonomy places the organism in Eukaryota, Metazoa, Chordata, Amphibia, Anura, Ranidae.
AAGGUUUAUAAGCACACCCAUUUCUUUUUUUUUUUUUACCUAUUUCCUCCAGAUGGACGAUAUAAAAGGUACAACAAGGAAGGAUCUCCAGUUGUCCCCCCAGAUGGUCAAGACCCAUCAUCUAGUCCACCUCACCCCAUGGACCAUCGUGAGACUGGUAGAGCGGGGGAAACGUUGCCUUGUUCCAUGUGUGGGAAGUUGUUCGUCUGUAAGGCCAAGCUCAUCUCCCACAAGAGGGUUCACACGGGGGAAAUGCCGUAUUCUUGCUCCGAAUGCGGGAAACGUUUUUUCCAGAAGUCCUCUCUUAAAAUGCAUGAAAAGGUCCACACGGGAGACAAGCCGUAUUCCUGUUCUGAGUGCGGGAGAUCUUUUUCCGAAAGGACUAACCUUGCUAAGCACGAGCGGACCCACACGGGGGAGAAGCCAUUUUCCUGCUCCGAAUGCGGUGAAUGUUUCACCCAGAAGUCCACUCUGAUUAGACAUGAGAAAGUCCACACCGGGAUAAAGCCGUUCUCCUGUUCCGAGUGUGGGAAAUGCUUUACCGAGAGGACCACUCUCGUCGCACACCAAAGGACUCACACGGGGGUGAAGCCGUAUUCGUGUUUUAGUUGCGGGAAAUGUUUUGCCCAGAAAGCAACUCUUAUUAAACACGAAAAGGUCCACACGGGUGAGAAGCCCUAUUUGUGUUCCCUGUGCGGGAAACGUUUCACGGAUAGGUCGCGUCUCGCCAACCAUCAGAAGACUCACACCGGAGUGAAGCCGUUUACGUGUUCCGAAUGUGGAAAAUGUUUCACCGAGAAAACGUCGCUCGUGAGACACGAGAGACUUCACACAGGGGAAAAGCCGUUUUCUUGCACGGAGUGUGGAAGAUGUUUUACUCAAAAGUCAACUCUUGUCAAACAUGUAAAAGUUCACACUAGGUGA